UUAACCGAGAGAGAGAGAGAGAGAGAGAGAGAGAGAGAAAGAAAGAGGGAGAAAUAGAAAGAAAGAAAGAAAGAAAGAAAGAGAAAUAGUGAUAAAGACAGGUCAUAUUGCAAUAGCUAGAAUAUGAUGAUUGUAUUAAUAUUUUAAGCAGUAUUCAAUCUAAAAUAAAUUAAAUAUAUAUAUAUAUAUUUUUUGUAUAUAUCAGUUUUUUUCUUUACUUUUCACGGACAUUAUUGCACGGAUUUUUUUUUCUCUCUUUUUUUUUUGCGUUUUUAAUUAAUUCCUUCGCUCACACACAGAGUUGCGCGCAGGUACGCAGCCGGGAGGAUGCUGGCGCUGACACGGAGCUCGCGCUGCUGCUGUUUGCUCGCGCUUCUGCUGCUGCUGCUGCGGAGCCCCGCGGGCGUGAAAGCGUCCGGACACAGCAAGAACAACAACUCCAUUAAAACCUCGCCCCUCGGUGAGGCUUCCACGACCGCAACAGCCCCUGCAGCAGCCGCCGCAGCCGCCGCGUCCGCGCACCCGGACAGCGCCGCCGCUCACGCGCCCGCCAAGAAGGCCAACGUCCCCGAGCAGCUGUACAGCAGUGAGAAGCAGUGCAGCAGUGAUAAGGACUGUGCGGUCAGUAAUUACUGUCACAGCUCUCAGCACGGCCCGUCGCGAUGCGUCACCUGCCGCCGGAGGAAGAAGCGAUGCCACAGAGAUGCCAUGUGCUGCCCCGGGAACCGCUGCAGCAACUUUAUCUGCGUCGCGUUCCCCGAGAACCUCAUGACUCAUCACAUCUCACCGAAGGAGCAAAAAAAGCUAAGCAAAGACAAAGGCUGGAAAAAGAAUGGGAAAGUCCAGACCAAGGUCUCCCUCAAAGGUCAUGAGGGCGACUCUUGCCUGCGUUCUUCCGACUGUUCAGAAGGUUACUGCUGUGCCCGCCACUUCUGGACCAAGAUCUGCAAGCCGGUUCUGCGCCAAGGCGAAGUGUGCACCAAACAACGCAAGAAAGGCUCGCACAACUUGGAGAUCUUUCAGCGCUGUGACUGUGCCAAAGGCCUGGUGUGCAAAGUGUGGAAAGACGCCACGUCCUACUCCAAGUCCAGACUGCAUGUGUGCCAGCGGACCUGAGAGGACAGAGGGAGCGGUGGCGAACGAGGGAACUGCACCGGAAGGCCCUUCGUUCCCUCCAGAGAGCGAGGUGAAGAGGACUUCCUCUUCCCAGGACUCAGAAAUAUGUGAAGGGGAAAUCAUGGAUAAACGAGUGGAGGUUACGUGAGACAGAGAUUCAUCUGGGCCAGUGUGUGUGAUUCUGUAUGUGUGUUUGUGUGUAUGUACAUGUAAUGUGUUUGUGUGCACAUGUGUUUUUGUACUGGAUGAUUGAGGUUCACUAGCGAAGAUCGAGGUUCAUGAUCAGAUCCAGCUUUGGGUUCUUUUUUAUACCAAGCGUCUUUUCAUGACUUUUUUUUUUUUUCGUUUCUUUUUUUUUGCUGAACAUGCUUUGAAGAGAUUUAUUUGAAAGCCAUAGCCUUAACAACAGGUAAUGAGAUAAUGAAAUAAUGUUGCUGUCCGUAGAAAGUUAGGCUCGACAGCAAAAAAAAAAAAAAAAAAAGACUGAGUUUUCCAGCACGGAGACGCACAUAGAUUUUAUCCACAUUCUGCCAGGCUUCAGGGGAAUCUAUCAGAAAUAACCACUAUAUGCCAUCGAUUCUGUGCAAAACAUAAUAGUUCUGUAAUACACUCAAGUAUAUAACCACAUGUUCAUGUUUGUUAGGUCUACCACAUCUCAUUUCAAGCUUAUUACUUUUUAUAAGCACUCGUUUUUUUUAUAUUGUCAAAAAACUAACAAAAAAAUGUGCGAACAGUCGCUUAGUCUUGUCAUUUCUCGCAUUUUUGCAGAAGGGUACCGUACCAUGCUUCAGUGCUGUUUUACUGGUUUAGGGCUGUAUUCAGUGUUGGGGAGUCCACAAAUUCCAUCGAUAUUUAUUCAAAUGAAAUUUGUACACUUAUACCUUCUUUUCGGUCGCCACAGCGGAUCAUCCGUCUCCAUACCCCCCUGUCCUCUACACCUGCCUCUUUCAACCCAACUACCUUCAUGUCUUCCCUCACCACAUCCAUAAACCUCCUCUUUGGCCUUCC
Silurus meridionalis is the source of this 2124-nucleotide messenger RNA. RefSeq names its product dickkopf WNT signaling pathway inhibitor 2 (gene dkk2). Lineage: Eukaryota; Metazoa; Chordata; Actinopteri; Siluriformes; Siluridae. Gene Ontology annotation, molecular function: co-receptor binding; receptor antagonist activity. The transcript is spliced from 4 exons. Gene Ontology annotation, cellular component: extracellular region. Gene Ontology annotation, biological process: multicellular organism development; negative regulation of canonical Wnt signaling pathway. The record is from RefSeq and is a predicted model, not a curated record. The coding region runs from base 328 to 1116 and encodes 262 amino acids.